Diachasma alloeum is the source of this 974-nucleotide messenger RNA. Its product is annotated as MIT domain-containing protein 1. The transcript is spliced from 5 exons. Bases 69 to 788 code for a protein of 239 amino acids. The record is from RefSeq and is a predicted model, not a curated record. NCBI's taxonomy places the organism in Eukaryota, Metazoa, Arthropoda, Insecta, Hymenoptera, Braconidae.
CGUGGCGAUUGGUCAAAAAAGAAACAAGAGCUGCUGUGUCACAAUUCUUCGGUCCCCGCAGAUGAAUCAUGGAGAGCACAGCAGCUUCGAUCCUAACUAGGGCGGUGGAAAUGGACAAGAAGGAGCAAUACACAUUAGCUUUGGUGCUGUAUCAAGAGGGCUUGCAGAUUUUGGUAGAUUCCAUGAAAGAGUUGAAAGAUCCAACUAAGAAGGAGCACUUCCGCUCGAAGGCCAAUGAGUAUUUCAAACGGGCUGAAGACGUUAAGAUAAUGAUAGGAAAGAAGAAAGCCGAGGGAAAAUAUAGGGAGCAGAUGAGAAUAGAAGCUGGGAGUGUGGGUCACGGGUACAAUAGUCUCUUCGGCAGGUUUCUGGAUGCCACCGUCACACACGUGCGGAUCGAGGACCCGUAUAUCAGAGCAUAUCACCAGUGCUUAAAUCUGGUCAGAUUAUGUGAACUAGCAGUUCAGAAAUGCACAUCCCUAUCAAGAGUCUCUCUUAUUACCACUCAAGAUCCUGAGGAUGGAAAAAAUCAGAUGAAACGUUUGGACGAGUUGAGACAGAGCUUGGCUGGCCGACUAGUGAAAUUUGAAGUUGAAUUUUCAGAUACACUCCAUGACAGACAAAUUUCAUUGAGUAACGGUUGGGUAAUAAAGAUCGGCCGAGGCCUAGACUACUUCAAGCCCCCAGAAGGUAAAUUCAUCCUCGGAGCCUGUGAUCUCGAGCUCCGACCGUGUCUGGAGACGACAAUCGACAUCUUCCACAAGAGCCACCUGGAAAAACCCUUCUAAUCCCCCCAGAACUCCAAUUCCUUUUAUCAUAAUUUUUUUAUUCUCCUAGAAUAUAUUUAUGGCACUAAACCUUUGAUGCAGUAUUUUAAUUCACCAAUUCAGUGUAAAAAACAAGAAUUCUUAAAAACAACAUCAAUAAUAUUAAAGCUAUUUACAACACAGAUCCAAAUAAAAAUCUAUUUUUAC